AUUUGGUAGCAACAGGACGUCGCCAUUUUUAGUCUUGCUGAUGAUGGCAAGCAUCCGAAUGAUUGAAGAUUUGAAACGUUUUAGCCAUGGCUCAGUAUGUUAUGGCCCCUAUGAGAAGGCGAACGUCAUUAAUGACGGACGAUCGGCCAUAUGCGAGAAGUAAUGCAUCUGCACUCCAUGUUAAAAUCAAACUAGAUGAUGAAGAUUUGGGAGAAGAUGACAAGUUGGAAGAAGAUGAAAGCAAUGAGUAUGUAAAUCUUAACGUUGGUGGUGUUUUGUUUCGUACAAGUCAACGAACGUUAUCUAAUAUAUCGGAUACGAAAUUGUCAAAUUUACAAAAGUCAGAUCCAAAUUACAAUGCAGCAAAAGACGAAUAUUUCUUUGAUAGAAAUUCUGCAAUUUUCCCGUGGAUACUUGAUUGUUUUCGCCAUAGAGAAAUGCAUAUCCCUCGAUCAUUUUGCGCCGUUGUAGUACAAGACGAACUUUUGUAUUGGGGACUGAAAGACAGUCGUUUAAGUGAUUGUUGUAUGAAGACGUAUUUAGAUAGCCUUGAUGAAAUUGCUACCAAUGAAAUUCUUCUUCGAGAGUUUAAUGAAAUACCCAUGGAUGUUUAUGCUGUUGAAAGUAGCAUCAAUGGAAAGUCAUCCUGCAGAACAAUCAUAUGGAACUUCAUGGACAAACCGCAGUCCUCUCGAUGGGCUCAGGUGUGGUCCUAUGCCUACUUGACGCUCACGGCCUUGUCUAUAUUGACUUUCUUCAUUGAAACGCUGCCUGAAGGACGGGUGAGGAUAACCCACGACAACGGAACUUUUGUAGACACAGACAUCAGCAACCAUAAGAUCAGGCUUCUCGUCACCACCGAACCUCAUCCCGCUCUCAUGGUCAUCGAUGUGUUUUGCAUGAUAUUUUUCUCCAUAGAGUUCAUUGUACGUCUGAUCGUCUGUCCCCGGAGGAGGCGACUGAUGGGAAGAGCGAUGACAGUAUUUGACCUUCUUUACCUGAUUCCAGUCUGGCUGACCACUACGAUCUACUGGAUAGACCGUGAUUUCUGGCGAUAUUCCAGUCGUAUCUUAGGAUUCCUUGUCUUACAAGCGUUCAAGGUGUUGAGAGUGUUUCGUAUUUUCCGGGUGAUGCAGUACUUCCGGGGCUUGAGGAUUCUGUGGCUAGCAGUGAAAGCUAGCGUCCGAGAGCUGAUUCUGUUGGCGAUGUUCAUCUUGUUAGCUAUAACCAUAUUUGCUUGUUUCAUCUACUGCGCAGAGAUCUUUAACGAGAAUAGCUUUGACAACGCUGUAAUCGGACUUUGGUGGGCUCUCAUUACCAUGACUACGGUAGGAUAUGGCGACUUCUUUCCGGAGAGUUGGCCAGGUUAUAUUGUUGGCGGUGUAUGCGCACUAACCGGCAUCAUUCUGAUCGGAAUGCCUGUUCCAAUCAUUGCCAGUAACUUCCAUGCAUACUACGGACUGCGGAUACCGGUGGAACAGGAUAAGGAGGUACCUCAACAAAAGCAUAUUCCAAUACGGAAACGGAAAGUGUCCCCAAUCAGACCCGUUUAGCUAUUUAGUGUUAAUUCCAGUGAACGUGGCAAUACAUACAUCACAAAAAUUAAGUUUACCGUUUUAUAAGAAAGGUGUGAUAUGUGUACAGAAGACAAGUUUAUGAUGUUGUGAAUACCAUGGCCAGGCCACAUGGAUACUGUAUUGGUAUAAUUUGGUUUGGAAUCAUGUCGAAUUUUGGUGAAUUCAUUAUCAUAUGACUUCAGCUAUAGAUCUUAUAUUAUUUAGUACAGAAAUAUUCAUCGGAGAGUUUGGGGUGGAAUUUCAAAACGUUUAAAUCGUUUAUAACAACAAGCCUUCCUCAACAUGGAUAUAUAUAUAUAUGCAUUUCAUGAUGUAUUACCAGUUGAAUUUAGUAUUGUCUGUUUGUACAGCUUGUAUAAGUGAAGAUACCUAUAGACCACUGUUGCUCAUUUAUUGAUACUGUAAAUGCAAAAUUUGUUGUAUUUGUGAAUCUUACGUUAUGUAUAUGUACAUGUAAAGGACACUCUGUCUUGGUCGAGCACUCCAUGGUUGACCGUGAUUAGUUGAAAUUUGUGAUACCUGAUACUGAUUUUAUAUAAACUGUCGAAUUGUAAACACCAUAUAAUAAAUGUUGGCUUACACUUCCAAUACCGAAUGUACGGGAUUUUUGUAUCUAUUAU
Mizuhopecten yessoensis (Yesso scallop) is the source of this 2197-nucleotide messenger RNA. Its product is annotated as potassium voltage-gated channel subfamily C member 3-like. Bases 87 to 1553 code for a protein of 488 amino acids. The transcript is spliced from 2 exons. Lineage: Eukaryota; Metazoa; Mollusca; Bivalvia; Pectinida; Pectinidae. The record is from RefSeq and is a predicted model, not a curated record. Gene Ontology annotation, molecular function: protein binding; voltage-gated potassium channel activity. Gene Ontology annotation, cellular component: voltage-gated potassium channel complex; membrane. Gene Ontology annotation, biological process: protein homooligomerization; potassium ion transmembrane transport.